AUGCGAUCCAUUUGUCGGCCGUCUUUGCUGUUGGCUCUACUUCUCCUUUGCUUCCUGUCAUUAAAUACCGUGGGGGCUUCUUCCUUUGCAUCAAUAUUCAGAUUUCGACAUUUUGGUAGACAUUCCAAGCCCACAAGCCGUAGAUUGUAUCAUAGCAAUCCGAAUCCGGAUCCCGAUCUAGAUGAUCUAGAAGACUCUAUCACAACGGAAGAGAUCGAUCAGGUUCUCAAUGAACUUAUUGCAUCCGAUGGAGGUCUAGUUCUGAAUCCAUAUGUGCCGUCGAGGCGGUGGCUUUAUCAACAAUGGAGCGACUCGGUAUUGGCACAAUCCGUCCCUCGGGCGGCUUGGAACAUGUGGGGAACCGCAUUCUUGUGCGUGCUUCUGCGGCUUAUCUUGUAUGGGGAGUUGGAUUUUGCACAAAUGCCUGGUGCUAUGAAAACAUCUCCGCCGCUUUAUAUGCCUGUACUCUUGGAAAUCUGCCAAUGUGUCAACGUCAUUUGGAAGAGCAUGUCAACCUUGACAACCUUUCUCCUGCUCUUUUUUGUGUCACAAUCAUUUUCAUUUUGGAGGUCCAUUCAUGAAGUAGCUAGGGGAAUCCAGGGACAUAUCGAUGAUCUGCAUCUCCUUCUGGUGACUCACGUCUCUAGGCGGCGAGGACCCGGUAGCUACUCUGUUGAUGCCGAGCUCUUUUUGCAAGACUUGACAUCAAAGCUAAGGGCAUACCACAUUUGCGUGUGGGCCACUCAUGCGAGGCGAUUCCGGAUCCUUUUGACCGACAAGGGAAUUAGUCGGAUGGUAGCCAAAGGCAUACUUACCAUCAACGAGAAGGAAGCUUUGGAUCGGCAGCUGGGGGUGCCAAGAGACCAAAAGCACUACAUAUUACUCGAGUGGAUCUUGUUUAAUUGCAAAGAAGCGAGAAGACGAAGAAUAGUUGAUGGGGGAGGUGGGAUGGAGCAAGCAAUACUCAGCAAGUUUUGUGCUUUGAGGGAUUGUUCAGCUCAGAUGAAAGCCAAAAUCAGUACUCGAAUGCCGUUACCAUAUAUUCACUUGGUUCAAAUCUUGCUUGACCUUUUCUUGACAAUGGCGCCGCUGGCCCAGUUUUCUGAGUUGGGCAUCUUUACCGUACUAUCUUCUGGUGUGCUGACACUCUUUUAUUCCGCCUUAUUUUCUCUGGCAACAAUAUUUUUGGAUCCAUUCGACAAUGAAGGAGAUUUCCGAGAUGGAUACGCUCUGAUGGACUUGGCUGUCUUGGUUCGAGAAUCUAACCUUUCGUCAAAUCUGUUAUUGAAGGCCGCUUCAAUUCUGAAAUGGCGUGAUACAGCACGAAGACGAUGA
This is a messenger RNA of Cylindrotheca closterium, 1335 nucleotides long. Lineage: Eukaryota; Bacillariophyta; Bacillariophyceae; Bacillariales; Bacillariaceae. The record is from the annotation of a GenBank genome assembly.